UUACUACUACUAGUACAAUUGAUGACACUCGCAAAACUCACCACUGAAGCCGUCACUUUGAAACUUGACAGUGAUGAUAGAUUAUUAUUAUAUUUACCUGCCGGUUAUCUUCAAUCUGUCUCAUAGAGAUUAGCAUAAAUUGGACCCCACAACAGUAAUGGAGGUCGACCAGCACCUUGUCUGGCUUCUAAGUGCCAUUAACGCAUGUGUGUCUGAUGGUAAUGUUGAUGAGAAGAAAUUAAAUAAGAACAUUAGUGAUUGUCUGGCACGUGUCAAGAGUGCUAGUUCUGGCAGUGACAAAGAUCAAGCCUUUGAAAAUUUCAAGAUAAAAGCAGCUCUUGUGUUCUUGUUGUGUUGUCCAUCCGUUCGGGACAUCAAAGAAGUUCAGAGUAGUAAGGAUUUUCAUUCUGUCCUUUUGACGUUUCCUGCACUUCAAGAUUCCAUUUUCUUUUCUGUAGUCAGAAAUCAGAAGUUUUAUAAAUAUGUGGAUCCUCUGUUGUGUUUUUUGCCCCUUUCAACACUUUGUAAAUUGAUACAAGAAUAUUUUAAGUGUACAAAUGAAGUUACACCCAUUACUCUUGCUAUUGCAAUGGAAUUAAUGAAAGCAUUAGUUUCUAGUUGGCAAAAUGUACCUGGAGAAAAAGAUGAGGAAAGUGAAAAUUCGGCUGUGUUUACUUCGAUUUUGCAAUUUUUCUCUUUAAAGAAAGUCGUAGGAGGCACAAGUGCUCAAGUCAGAUCAAGUGCAUAUUUCUUCAUGUAUUUAUGUGAGUGUACAUUUUUGGUGGUAAGCACAAUUUCAGGAAAGUACAAUAAACCUCAAGAAUUAUCCAGCAUUCCUGAAGCUUGGGCUAAACUUUGGAAAUCGGAAGGUUGUACGGGUGGUUCAGUCUGUGAUAAGGGCCCCAUUUCUAUGGAUGUUUUGAAGUCAUUCUGUGAUUUAUGUAAUGAAAGUAUACAAGGCAUAAGUGUAGAUGUGUGGAUUGACUGGAAUGAAGUGCUGCUGCCCCUUUCCGUAACAGUCCAUAGAAAAUCUGUCGCCUCAAAAAUGAAACAAGAGCAGAGUACAAUACAGUCUGUGAUAUGUAACAUUGCAUUUGAUAUGUUGAGGAUUGUAGAGUCUUGUUCAGAAGUAAAAGAACUUUUGCACAGUUACAAGGAUUUAAAUCAGUUCUUUCAGCAAGUAGCUGCAGACCCAGACUAUGAUCCAGAUUAUGAUUUGCCAGUGGAAAAGCUGUUGCCUGAAAUAGAAUUGAAAGAUGCACGUCAUGAGAAACUGCUGGGCAUUCUGAUGAAAAAAGAUGACAUUUUGGUAUCAGAAGAGUGCAUUGACUGUGCUAUGAUGCAUAUAAAAAAAGUGGACACUAUCACAAAACUUCAAGUACUAACAAGGCUGAUUAAACAUUUAAAAGAUAAGAAGGCUUAUAGUGAAAAUUCAGUAAAGAUGGUUCUGAAGAUGGUUGAAGACCUCCCUGCAUCCCAGUUAUUGCCAAUUAUUGAAGAGCAUUUGUCUUCAGGCCAAGAUGAAAUACUCAAGACUCCUGAGUUUCGUCUUCAGAUGACUUCUGUGUUCAAUCAGUUAGUAGAUGGUGAAAAUUCUACAAAGCAUGUGUGGCUCUGUUUGCAGUCUGGUCAGUCAGUUGUCAGUGAAGCUGUAAAGAUGCCAGUUGCUUUUCCAGGUCUUGUUAAUGUCAUGGUAAAAGCUUUGGCAUCCAUCCCUACAGUUUGUCAAGCAGCAGGGAAUUCUGGUGCUUCUGUUCUGAUAAACAUACUGCAAGAACGAUUGAUGGCAGGACUAGAAGGAAGAGAAGAAAAAGACUUUGGUGAACUUGUUAAAGGCUUAGUAGCUGCCAGUGUAUUAAGUGCUGCAGAGGUGUUGCAUUUUCUAGUACAGCCUUACCUUACAGUAUCUUCAAAGGAUUUGAAAAGACUAGAGUUACCUCUUGAAUUACUAAAGAAUAUAAUUCACCUUAAUGUUGAAGCAGUUGUGAAACCCGGUAUAGAAACAGUAACUUUGAUGGUGGUGCUGGCUCAUAUUAUUAAUGCAACUGCUUAUUUGGAUUGUCAGAAUUCUCAAGAUUACUUGACAAUAAGAGUAUGUGCACUUGACAUAAUACAGUCACUUUCUCAAAUUAUGAUUAAUGAUCAAGAAAGGUAUGAGAGAGAUAUUUCAAUGCUAAAACAGACAAUUGUAAGGUACAAGUUUCAUCCAAGAAGUUUCUUAGCCUUUAUGGAGCUCCUAGACUGCAAUGAUCAAGUUAAGGGUCAUGCUGAUUGUCUUCUAUUUAUGAUUUCAAAACUACGUCCUUAUUGGGAAGGGAACACUUUGAAAAUUAGUGUUGCACGAGACAUCCCAGAGAACUUGAGAAGAGCAUCUAAAGAGGAAUUGAUUAUGGCACUGAUACAGGUGCUACCACAUUGCAGUGAAGAAGAGUGGAUAAUUGCCUUCUAUAUCACACAUAAUUAUUUGCAGUCUGGUCGAAAGGCACUGCCUGCAAUGUUGAUCUUCCAGAAAGUUCUGUACUUGAUUGAUUUGCAAGUAAAGACUUUGAAAGACUCUGAGGGGACUGUUACAACAGAAAAUGUUUCUCAAGGUUCUGUAUCCUUGGAUCAUUGUUUUAGGUGCUUUUCAAAUGCAGCUGUGGUCUAUUUAGGGGAGUUAAUGGAAGAAGUUACUUAUUUCAUUAGAUUCAGUACAUUGUGCAGCAUCUUCAAGUGGUGGUGUCAGGUGUGUCGUUCAUACUCCGAGGAGCUAGAAGUGGCCUCUCUUUUUCUGAUGCAACUAGUGAUAGCCAUUGAAGAGAUGAUCAAUGGCAAUAAGCUGCAAGUAGUUGAUGGCAAAAAUGAAGCAGUUCACACAAACAGAGGGAAGAUAGAAAAAAGCCUCUCUUUGGCAAAUGGUGACGUUGGAGAACCUGAGGAGGUUAAUGGGGUCUUGAAUAGUGAUGAAAAAUCAAAUGAAGUGGACACUUUACGUAUUGGUCAGUUGAAAUUGGUAGGAGGAAAUAAAAACAAGUUAGAUGGCAGGAAUCAUAACACUCAGUUAUAUAAUGGGUCUGAUGGUACUGAAGAAAAAACAAAAUUAUGUGUUGAUAAGAAAAAAACUUUACUAAAUAACACAAUAACCAGAGCAGAUUUUAAGAAACAAAUAGAAGACAUUAGUGUAGCAUUUCUAAAAUUUGUUCCUGCUAGCAAACUGUCAUCAUCAGUGGCAAGCAAACUGAAGAAACUUCAUGAAAUCUCAUAACUUGUGGCACAAAGUUGCUUGUACACGAAAAAUAGUAAUCACAUUACUACUUCACUUAUGGCGAGCACUGCUAAUAUUAAAGCAUACUUGUAUUUGUAGUCUUAAUCGGUGUAAAUGAAGUAGCAUUAUGAAUGAAGUUCAAUUUCAAACAAUAAUGACUACUGUUAAACCAAGUGCCUAUUUGUGUCAACAGGUGCAUUUUAGUAGUUUAGCACACUAGACUUGGAUUUGGUACCCUGAUUUGAUUCUAGUAUUGCAGCUUAGUUCAAUUUUCCAUGGACCAUAAAAAAUAAAAGAUUAUAUAUAUUUUAUAAAGAUGAGAAUGUA
Macrobrachium nipponense is the source of this 3571-nucleotide messenger RNA. RefSeq lists its product as uncharacterized. Gene Ontology annotation, cellular component: SMN complex. Gene Ontology annotation, biological process: spliceosomal snRNP assembly; rRNA processing. NCBI's taxonomy places the organism in Eukaryota, Metazoa, Arthropoda, Malacostraca, Decapoda, Palaemonidae. The record is from RefSeq and is a predicted model, not a curated record. The coding region runs from base 158 to 3244 and encodes 1028 amino acids. The transcript is spliced from 10 exons.